AUGGCUGAACCUUCUAGCGACAGGCCAGCUAUCAUAGAAGGUGGCCACAACAAAGUCACUCUCUAUGACGAGGUGCUGGCCAAGUUAGAUUGCAGAACAAGUAAUUAUAUGUUCUUAAAUGUGCCUCUUAGGAGACCUGCACAACACUUGACUGCAGGUUUGGUGCUCUGUGAAAGUCCAAGAUGUAAUCUUAGUGUGCCAGCAUGGCUUGAGACCUGUCAGGUGCUGUGGAACAACACUUCACUGAUCUUUGUGGCAUCAGUGUGCCUGUCCUUGGUGGUGGUGGUGGUCAGCUGGAUAUUGAGCAAAUCUCGCCAACAUUACCCUCAGUCCUGCCAUACCCAGCCCAAGAAACCUCAUGGGGAAUGUGCCAAAAAGGACACAGUAGAGAAGACAGAGGAUUUAGACCAUGAUAAAACAGAUGUGGACAAAGUGAUGGAGUACAGCCAACACCUGCCAGGACAAGUGAAGAGGGCUCAGCAGCGCUCCUUGGAAAAGUCCAUUGAAACAGAGAUGAGUGAUGAGCAGAGAGCCACUGAGAGGGAAAUCCAGUCCCAGCAGCUGGCAGCAAUAUUUAAAAUGAUGAAGGAACAGGAAGAGAAAUUUGGGGAAACAACAAUGGAUGAGAUUAAGGACCAAAUGAAGCUGUAUUGUGGCUAGCCCAACCUUGCAGCUUCUAAGACCCUCAAGUGCUAGAUUAUUACCAAAAAUUAGUAGAUGGUGUAUUGAUAUGCAUUUUAACUUUUUACUUUAUGAAAGAUAGGUUCUAUUUACUUUUAACUAAUACCACCAGACCAUUUAAUGGGAUAAUAAUGAAUAUUUAACUGUACUGGAAAACGUUUAACACUAUAGAAACUAUUAGUGAUGAAAAAGCAGAAGUAUGUUACAUGAGGAUUUUUGGAAGUGUACCAGUUUUACAAACAUUAAUUAUUGGACCAUUACAGUAUAUAGAUUUAUUCUAUACUAGAGAGAGUGCAGGUAGUGCUUCCUGUUUAAGGCAAACUUUUUGAAAUAAAAAUCUAAUUAUUUAUUUAUAUCUCGCAUGCUCUGUCAUAAUGCAGCUAUCCUCUUUAAUGGGACGCCAUGGUAAUGAAGUCCCCCACCUUCCCUCAGUCUGGCUUUCCAACAUUCUGGCAUCAAGAACUCAUCUGUCACACCUACCCCUCCAGUAGUAGUCUUCUAUUUAUACAUUUUACUGGUUGCCUCUCUUCCAUAUUUUCUUCCUUAGUUUCAUUCAUGUACACACUUCAUAAACUCAUUCUCAUUUGUUAUUACUAUGACUCCAAACUGCCUCACCAUGUCACGGUGAGACCAUGCUACCACUCCACAUCUCUUCCUUUUAUCCUCUUCACAUGUGCCAAAAUUCUCAUACAUUUCUUUCCUUCUCAUCCUGACAGCAGCAUUGCAUAUGAAGACCCCCAUGCAAUAGGGGCCAAUAUGUUACCACCACCGAAAUUGUGUUUUUAUGUGUUUCCUUCAAGGCCAACUCUUACUGAAUCCUUAUAGACACAAGGUUGAGCGUUGCUAAUUUAGGUGCGUAGCAAGCAGCUAGAAACAGCUAAGUGCAUCAGGUUUUAGCAGGCAAGAGGGUUCAACUAAUGCAUGUAGGAAGCCAAUGAGAGUGCUGCUGGGAUACCACACCCUUUCUUUUGACCAGUCAGUGAUGUGUGGCAGCCAUGUGUCUCAGUCUGUGUUGUGUACACACGCUUGUCAUAUUUUGGUUUCUUUAAAGUUUUUUUAUUAUUAACAUCAUCUCUCCAUCCAGCACCACCCACAUCAGCUAUUUAUACAUCCAGUGUUAGAUAAUGUAACCAACUAUGAUAAUGUCAAUGAAUAAUGCCUUUAUUACACUCAUAAGAUAAUAAAAACCCACAAAUCUCAAAA
Molecule: messenger RNA, 1884 nt
Organism: Portunus trituberculatus (swimming crab)
Lineage: Eukaryota; Metazoa; Arthropoda; Malacostraca; Decapoda; Portunidae
Exons: 5
Coding region: 1-660 (219 amino acids)
Source: RefSeq, a predicted model, not a curated record